Molecule: messenger RNA, 1066 nt
Organism: Octodon degus (degu)
Lineage: Eukaryota; Metazoa; Chordata; Mammalia; Rodentia; Octodontidae
Gene: Lrrc69
Product: leucine rich repeat containing 69
Exons: 8
Coding region: 1-1044 (347 amino acids)
Molecular function (GO): protein binding
Source: RefSeq, a predicted model, not a curated record
AUGGCAGAGAGACUGCUGAUAGGAGCGCUGAAGAGUGGUAAAAACACUAAGAUCGUUACUUUGAAUGGGAAGAAGAUGACAAAGAUGCCCUCAACAUUAGGAAAACUGCCUCGCCUGAAGACUUUAGACCUUCAAAAUAACCUCAUCCCCAAAGUGUGUCCAGAGAUAAGUGCCUUGACACAGUUGACAGUACUCAAUUUGGGAAAUAAUCUUUUAGAAGAAGUUCCAGAAGAGAUGAAAUACCUCACUUCCCUGAAGACCCUUCAUUUAUUUGGAAACAGGAUUUGCAGAAUUGCACCUGGAGCAUGUGAUGGUUUACAAAACUUGAUCCUGCUUAAUCUGAACAAUAAUCAGCUUACAGAGCUUCCUCAAGAAGUCAACAGAUUAAAAAGUCUAACAUGUUUGAAUAUAAAUUAUAAUCAGCUAACCAGCAUUCCUAGAGAACUUUGUUUCCUUGAAGAUCUUUCUGAACUUCAUCUUAACUACAAUCAGCUCAUUUGCAUACCUGAAGAGAUUAAAUUCUUGAAGAAGCUGCAGAAGUUAUUUUUGGUCAGGAACAAUAUUGAGGUUUUGCCAGAGGGAAUUUGUGAUCUUAAAAAACUAAGAAUCCUAGACAUAGCUGGAAAUAUUAUUCAGAUAUUUCCACCAAGAUUUCAGGAUCUGAAGCUGAGGGAAUUCUACUGUGAAGAAAAUCCACUCAUCCUGAUGCAGCCAUUUGCAGCUAAACACCAGGAGAACAUUUGGAGUCUAAAGGAAAUAACAUCAAGAUUUGUCCUGAAUCAGCUAGCUGAGGAGAAUCCUUUUCUAAUGAAUGCCAUAGAACACUAUCCAGAGGUCAGGAGCAUAAUCUCUGGGGGAAAAAACUGUGCAAUAUGUGGAAAAUUCUUUUUAACCGUAUGGCUGGAAUGUGUUCAGUUUGUUCCUCCAUCAAAGAACUGGAAGAUAAGCAAAAAUCUACAGCUGGUACCUCUCCGAAUAUUACUUUGCUCAUACAAAUGUUUUAACCAGCGUGACCCUAACCUCUUUGGAAUUUCUCAAGAGUAGAAUGGGCAGGAAGCUCCUUCAG